GCGUAUGUCCUGGGAAUUCUUUGGCUUAUGCAGAACUAGGCAAAAUGGCAACGGAGGAUGAGACGGAUAACGGUAAGAGCGAAGGGGAACUGGGCUUAGGAGGCAGUGCCGUGCAGAGCGAAGAAGGGCAGAAAGAUAGAGAAUCGAUAAAUAAGGACGGUACCAAAGGGAACCGGAAGGAAAUCUUCUCAGGGGAAAGCUCGGGGAAAGCCAGGGAAAGCAGGCAAAAGACUCAGGAAAACAAGGAGGGCAGAAAUAAGGAUAGGGCAAGCUCCCGAAAUUCAGAGGGAGCCAUGUCUAAGAAACUGCGGGGCCGCGGGCCGCAGGUCAACUUUAUUUUGAAAAACGACGGACGUGAUAGGGUGAACGCAACCACUCGGCUAGGGACGGCUGGGAGAAGGAUUAUCUGUGACACCGUUACGGAGGAGGUUGCCGGGAGCUUCGAAUCCCAGGCAGAGCCUGAGGCCGAGGAACCAGAGAAAGUUUAUGGGAAGCCUAGGGAAGAGGAGCCUGCGGACAAGGUUACCACCGCUAAGAAGAAGUUUCGGUAUCAAAUCCCGAUCUUAACCUCGCCUGAGAUCGACAACACCCUUAGCAAGUUACUAGGAACCAUGGUGUCGGUGUCAUUUCAGACCAUUCUGCAAGCUAGCCCUAGGUUACUCAAAGGGCUUAGACAACUGUUGACUCGGCGGCGAGUAGAAAUAGGCGACGACCCCGAAUUACCAGAAGAGGAAAGGGAGGAGGAAGCUCUGCAAGAAGUGGCUAACCUUCAAAGGAAUCGAGGGGACUUGGAGAGUCUCGUGAAAGCCUUUGCAGACAUCCGUUUGAGCUUGCCCGACCGAGAGGGCGGCGAGGUCAUGAGGGCACCACCCGGGACAAAGCUUAGCUUUCAUGCACUGCCCGUAGGAAAGCUAAAAAUCCAGAUCGGGACUCAUCAUACCGACGCUUUAGUAGACGGGGGAGCAGAAAUCACUCUCAUAAGAAGAGAUUUCGCAACGAUCACGGGUUGUACGGCGAACAAGGAAGUAACAGGGAGCAUCCGGGGAGCUCGCGGGCAAAUCCCGUUCGCUGGAGGCGACGAUGGCAGUUCCGACCGUUCAUUUUUGAGGAGAAAGAUCCCGGAAGGAAGUGUUCGAAAGUACAAGCCGGUAGGGAAGAAAGCAAAACCGGUCUCGAUCCUACUAGAGAUAUCAAAGGAAGAGGCUAUGGAGAAGGAGGAGGAGGUCCUUCGAGUGAUCCGAGAGAGUAGAGCGACGGAAGGACAUUGGAUACCAGAUGAGGUGGCUGACACAAUGAAGAUAGGGGUAGAAGGUUUCCUAACGGAAGAGGAAACCCGCCUGAUCAAAAGGAUUUGCCAGGAGUUUCACCUGGCAUUUGCCUUUAGUGAUCACCAAAAGGGACGACUGGAUGCGAAGUGGAUCCCUCCUGUCAGAAUCCACACGGUAGAACAUGAGUGCCGGAAUGACAAGGGCCCGUCCUAUGAAUUUGGGAUAGCAGGGGAAGUGACAGACCUCCUUCGAGAAAAGAUGGAUUCCUUCGUUGCAGAGCCUACGGCGUCACCGUACGCAAACCGGUGGUUCGUCUUUCGAAAGCCUAACAAGACACUAAGGUGGAUUCAGGAUCUACAGAAGUUGAAUGCGGUAACCAUCCUAGAUGCUGGCUCGCUACCUCAGGCUGACCUAUUAGCAGAAUCGCACGCCGGUCGGAGCAUUCACUCCCUGAUAGAACUGUACUCAAGGUUCGACCAGCUUCUAUUGGAUGUUCGGGACAGGUCGUACACCGCUAUGCACACCCCCGUAGGCCAGUUACAGAUGCAAGUGACCCCUAUGGGAUUCACAAACGCGGUGGCCGAAGCGCAACGCAGAAUGCUCGCCGUGGCCGGGGACAUGUUCCCACAGAAGUGUGAGCCUUACAUCGAUGACAAUCCGAUCAAAGGCGCACAGAAGAAGGACGAGACGGAAGUCCAGCCAGGAAUUCGAAGUUUUGUGUGGGACCACCUGCAGGACAUCAAGGACUUACUCCGCCGGUUCAUAGUAUACAACAUUACGGCUAGUGGACCAAAGAGUAUCAUAGCAGUACCGGAGGUAACUAUACUAGGAUUUCGCUGCGGUGCUUACGGCACGAAGCCAGAUCCGGCAAAGACCGACAAGAUAUCACAAUGGCCGAUGCCACUGCGCACGACAACGGAGUUCAAGAAGGAGGUCCUAGCCAUCUUGCAUCGUCUUAAGACUUUUCAAGCCUACCUAUUUGGGAGACGGUUCUUCCUUAGGAUCGAUCCGACGAAUGUUGCAGGGGCCUUAAAGAAUUACAGGCCUAUAGAUCCGACGGUGGGGAGAUGGGUAGGAUUUAUCUGGCAGUUCGAUUACAAAAUCGAACGGAUUGCGGGAAUUAGGAACAAGGCUGAUGGGCUGAGCCGGGUGUGCAUCACUCCCGAAGGGGUGGAGGGUGCGGAGCCCAUAGACGCAUUCCUCAAAUACGAAGGAGGAACUCUUGCGGUGGAUAACGAAAUGAUGAGCGAAGAAUGCGCAUCAGGAGAACUAUUGAUCCAAACUUUGGAGAAGGGGGCACCUGUUGUAGUAGCAGAAUUUAGAGAAGGACUAAUCACCACUCGAGGACGCAGGGAGGAGAAGGACUCAUGGGGAGCGAUAGUAGGACCGAAAGAGGAACUAAUAGCAAUGACGGUUGAGGGAGACCGGGAAGCCGUGAUGAGCUUAGUGGAAUCUUGGGAGAGGAAAAAGUUGCAAUGGGUGGUAAACCAGAUGCAGGAAGGAAAGGAUGGGGGUCAGGAAGGGGAUAAGUUUUUCUAUGCUCAGUUAUACGAAGGGCUCUUUCGGGAGAUCGGGUUCUUGUCGGUAGGAAACAAACAACCUACGGAAGUCGGUGUUAAAGCAAGAGAGGAGGCAGAAAGGACUUAGAAGAAAAAACGAGAAAAAGCAAAAAUGGAAUUCGGCAACGAGAACGACAGCGGGGCAAUCAACAGGCCUACCGAAG
Molecule: messenger RNA, 2991 nt
Organism: Chara braunii
Lineage: Eukaryota; Viridiplantae; Streptophyta; Charophyceae; Charales; Characeae
Source: the annotation of a GenBank genome assembly